ACGACAUUUUGAUCGGAACGAGCCGACACAAUGAUGGAGUUGAUAGUGGCAUCCUCCUCGGUUGAUACUGGUAUCGGGUGUUGGGACCUCGUUUCUGGCGCCGAGCAGCUCCGCUAUCGUUCCUCUGCCUCACCUCCCCAUGGAUUAAUUUCCGUCUCCAGGCGUUUCCUUGCCUCUUCACAACUCCGUGAGAACCCUUCUUCCUCCUCCGCUCCCAUCUUCUUCUGGUCCUGGGAGAAGCCUCAGGUCCAGGUUAGAAGCUUCCCUGCUGAACCUAUUGGUCCUCUGGUUUCUGAUUCUGAUGGUUCCUACAUCAUUGGCGGGGGUCCAUCUGGUGCAAUAUAUUUAUGGGAGGUAGCGAGUGGCAAGCUCCUCAACAAAUGGACCGCACACUACAGGUCUGUUACUUGCCUCACUCUAUCUGACGAUGAGUCCCUUCUGAUUUCUGGAUCUGAGGAUGGAAGCAUCAGAGUUUGGCCUCUUUUAAUGAUUUUCGAUGAUAUAGCAAAAGAGUCUGGAGAGAAUAUUUACAGAUACAAUUUCUCAGAGCACGCUUUACGGGUAACAUCUGUUAUUUCAGGCCAUGGAUUGUGUAAUUCAAUUGUUAUCUCAUCCUCGGAGGAUCGCACCUGCAAGGUUUGGAGUUUAUCGGAGGGGAGGUUGCUAAGAAGCAUUUCAUUUCCUUCCAUAAUUGAUGCAAUUGCAAUGGAUCCCGGGGAGCAUAUAUUUUAUGCUGGUUGUAGAGAUGGCAAAAUAUAUGUUGCCGCACUUAAUGUUGAGUGGAAUCCUGUUAGAAACUACGGAAAAUUUAUUAUAGAUUCAUUAUCUGAUAACAGUAAGGCUAUAACUUGCCUAGCAUUUAGCUUGGAUGGUGUCUCCCUUGUAUCUGGAUCAGAGGACGGUAUGAUCAGGGUUUGGAACACUAAAACUGGACAAAUGACUCGAUUGUUGAAACAUGCCAAAGCUCCUGUCAGUAACGUUAUUAUUGUCAGACAACCCAAUAAAAUUAAUCAAGUAUCCUUAUCUAAAAAGCUCGAGCUAGCGUUAAUGGCGCCACCUUUGGAUAAGUAUACUGAGUCCAGAGAAGAUGGAGUUGAGAGCAAGGCUGUUAAAAUGAUUCAUCAAAUUUCUGAUGACUUGGAUAACAGCAGCUACUGUGCUGCCAGCGUGAUGAGCAGUCAGAUAAAAGAGCUUCAGCAAAAUGCUUCUACUGGAGCUGUACAAAUGGAGUUGGAAAGAUUGAGAGCAGAAUGCAAGAGAUCUAUGCAAAUGGUCCAGCAGUGGAAGAAGUUAUAUAACGACCUUCAGACUACCUUUGUUAAUGAGCUUCUUAAUGGAGUUAACGUUGAUGGUAGCUGAUGCAGCUUUCUCUCAGCUAAGAAAAUCAGCUUUAGGUUUUCGUUGGAGAGUUUUAUUAUUAUUUUUUGAUAGAAAAAUAGUCAAUAAAAUAUAAUGUAUGAUCGUCUAAAUUAUGUACAUGUAGCAUAUUUCUUCUUCAAUAUCAUGUGGCUAUUUUUUCUUCA
This is a messenger RNA of Dendrobium catenatum, 1523 nucleotides long. Its product is annotated as protein ROOT INITIATION DEFECTIVE 3. Gene Ontology annotation, cellular component: nuclear pre-replicative complex. Gene Ontology annotation, molecular function: protein binding. The transcript is spliced from 9 exons. The coding region runs from base 31 to 1359 and encodes 442 amino acids. The record is from RefSeq and is a predicted model, not a curated record. NCBI's taxonomy places the organism in Eukaryota, Viridiplantae, Streptophyta, Magnoliopsida, Asparagales, Orchidaceae. Gene Ontology annotation, biological process: rRNA processing; DNA-templated DNA replication.